Phytophthora sojae is the source of this 2152-nucleotide messenger RNA. RefSeq lists its product as hypothetical. The transcript has a single exon. Bases 7 to 2100 code for a protein of 697 amino acids. NCBI's taxonomy places the organism in Eukaryota, Oomycota, Peronosporomycetes, Peronosporales, Peronosporaceae. The record is from RefSeq and is a predicted model, not a curated record.
UUGAUUAUGCACUGGAAGCUGCAGGCGCUGCUGGAUGCGCUCUUGCUGCUGCUUCUCCUAGCCUUAGACGCCCGCGAUCUGUGGUACAAGACGCGAUGGCUCGGGCCGAGCGACGCCUACGCGUUCACCACCAAGAACUCGGUGCGGCUUCUGGAUCUGUCAGCAACCUCCGAAGAGAAGACGAUGAACGAGAGCUCGACUGGCUGGCGCGCUUUCCACGCCACUUGCAGCGAGUUGCGUGCUCUGAGUGGCAAUCGCUGGACCGGGGGACGAGGACAUUCCCACUUCCUCCACGUGCUCGCAACCAACUGCUCGGCGCCUGACGGUCUCACUGAAGACAUGGAGCCUCAGUUCCCUACGAUGAUUCUCACCAGUGAUAUGCGAGCGGAUGCGAUGGCGUGGGCGGCCUGCAAGCUGCUGUACAUGUCGCGACGACCGCCGCUGUGCCAAGACGCCAUGAUCACGCAGUUCUUGCACAAGUAUCGGCUCGGAUCACCGCACGUGACUAGUGCCGUGAUGGCGCCUCCAAUGUCGGCAGCUGAGCGUGAACUGAAGGCUCUGCUGGACGUAAUCGGCAAGAGCAUGCCUCUGAGCUCCGUAGUGUGCGUCGGAGGCGUUGAGCUUCCGAGUAGCGACCAAGAACCAGACCGUCAAGGAGAUUUGAGACGCAUCUUUGGCUGUGCAAGCCCCGAUUUACCCGGCAGAAGUGCAGCCUUCGUCGGACAGUUCGCAACGGGCUUCGCGGCGCUGCAAACGGACAAGGCUCGGCUCACAGCGGACGACGUGGACAUCCUGGGGAUGCACUUCAUCUUCCGUCAAAAUGCGGUCCGGAGCUACACUUACUAUUCGUCCCUCUCGGCAGCUUCCGGUCGGGAAGGCCAGACAUCGUUUCAAGGCCGGGUGGAGGUGCGCACAGCACUCAACUUGAGCUGCUCUGGGUUCCUGUACAAUGUCAUGAUUUUGAUAGAUCUGGUGCUGUUGGUGAUGCACGCGUGGAGCGCUGCUGAGCUACUGGAACGUCUUGUUCUUCCCCCACUGCUGCGGACACCGACCAAGCAGGAGAUGAGGGAUCUCAUCGAGGGCGAAGGACGCGGGACGUUAUUCACCUGCUCUUUGGUACACAGCUCGCCGGUUGCGCUGCUUACCAUUCUGUCCGCUUUGCUGUCGUGGCUGCUGCUACUACCACACACCGCAGUGUGGGCGCUUAGUGGUGACGAAGCUUCCGUCUCAGUUGCUGCGUUGAAUACCCUACUAUCUGCAGUGCGCGUGUGGGUACUGCUACUGCUGCUCGUGCACAGUCUUUGGGGCGUGUUUGUUCUCAUUGACGAAGGACGCGCAUACAUGCUGGCAUCGCGCACAUUUGUGUCGAGCAACGAGCUUGUGGCGGCUGUGGUUCUUGCAGGCUGUAUCCUGCGCAGUCGUUUGAUGUCCAUUCUGCCUACGAAACACGACAUGGAGCACCAGCGGAUUGUCGAUGGAGCCGCGUUUCCGGGUAGAAUGGCAAUCAGCAACGCUUUCGAAGACAGGAUAUACUUGCUUCCGGCUCGCUCACGGAACCCCGUGCUGUGGAUGAUCUACGAGCCGUUGGUGGAGUUGCUGCUGGUCUCGUUGCUGAUCGUUGGGAUUGGCAUGACGGCUCGCUACUUGUUCCACGAUUACCGUCGUCGCCGGGUUACUAAAGCUGUGGCUGCUGUUGUCGAGGUUCAGGAAGUUCACCCACGGCCGUCGAAUAGAAGACCUUCGAUCGCUGGGUUCUCGUCUGCUCAGGCGGCAAUGGCUGGGUACAAGAGACUCCCACUGGAAGAGCUGCUGGACAUUCCUAUUCGAUCGAAACACAUUGUUCGUAGCGGUGGCAUUGGCAUCGGCAGUCUGGAGAAAACUGUGGGGGACGAGCAGUUCCUCUGGCCAGUGCAGUACCUCUCGCACGGCGUGUUGCUCGAAAACGACCGCUUUCUGAGCGCGCGCCGCGGCUUCUAUCGCGUGCUGCCCGAGAAAAAAUCCAUGGACACGGGCUUCGGUCGCCACAGCCACGAAGCGGCUGCCAAAGAGAGCAACGGGUCGCCCAAGCGCCGAAGAUACACGUCGAACAUGUUGUACUGAUGGGCGUGUUGCUCAAUUCUUCGACGCGAAAAAUAAACCCUCCUCUACAUCG